UUGAACGAUUUCUUCUAUAGUCUAAUCCUAACCUAAAAAUUACUGUCAAUAUUUACUUUCACGAUAAUAUUUUCGAAAAGCUCUUUGGAAAAUUAACGAUAACUAGGAACGAAGUAUAUUUAAUGGCUUUUCCUCUCUCUAACAAUCAAAGAGAUAUAGCUAAUCGUAAGCUACUGGAAGAUCUCCAUCUCAAGAAGCAAAUAUUGUUGAAGCAGGGUACUGCAUCUACAUUGAACCCUUCAGCUCUACCACUGUUAGGAUCAGCCAUUCAACUACAUGGCAACGAAACACAACCAUUGAAUUCACAUCAUCAAAAAGCCUUACUUCAAGCUAACGCGCAGUCGACUGGAUAUUUCAUAUGCCAAGACUCUUCCUUUGGUAAUUUAAUACUACCAGUUUUACCCAGAUUCGACAACAUCAAACAAACCUAA
This is a messenger RNA of Coccinella septempunctata (seven-spotted ladybird), 431 nucleotides long. RefSeq names its product SOSS complex subunit C. Bases 123 to 431 code for a protein of 102 amino acids. Gene Ontology annotation, biological process: DNA repair. The transcript is spliced from 2 exons. Lineage: Eukaryota; Metazoa; Arthropoda; Insecta; Coleoptera; Coccinellidae. Gene Ontology annotation, cellular component: SOSS complex; nucleus; nucleoplasm. The record is from RefSeq and is a predicted model, not a curated record.